CUUCUUCUUUUUUUUUUUUUUUUUUUUUUUUUUUUUUGGUUCUUUUUUUCCGGAGCUGGGGACCGAACCCAGGGCCUUGCGCUUCCUAGGCAAGCGCUCUACCACUGAGCUAAAUCCCCAACCCCUGAGCUAAAUCCCCAACCCUGGCUUCCUCUCUUCUUAAACCCAGACAUUUCUGUUUGAAAGGUUCUGGUCCUGGCCCCUUUCAGGGUGACUAACUUAUUCAGCAUUAUCCCAGUUUAGCACUGACAGUCCCAUAACUUGGGAAACUCCCCAGUCCCAGUCUAUGUCCCCUUGCCCAGGAAAGGCCUGGCAUUGGGUCCUUCUCAGAGUGCUCAUCCCCCAAACAGUCACUUCCUCAAUGGACCUAAGGAGUCUUGAUGAAAGCCAAGUUUAGGUAUCUGCUCUCAUCCUGAAGGCUCUGAGUCUUCCCAGGACUAAUUACAGCCAAUGUUUAUUGAGCACCUACUAGGAUCCAGGCCCCAGGCCUGAGCCUAGGGCUUUCUGAGUGUCAUCACUCAAUUCUCCAGAGUCUUGAGAAGGUAAUUCCCCCCCCCCCCCCCCCCCCCCCCCCCCCCGUGUGCAGGGAGCACACCUGUUAGGACAAAGCCGCAGUGGACAGAAAGUAAACAAGUAACUUAAGUAGCGCUGUCGAAAAGGUUACAUGCUUGUAGAGUAAAAUGUACCAGGGAAGAAACACCUUGAAAAUCGCUGCUCAAGAGCGGCCUCACUGGGAAGAAGCCCUGAAGACACACUGGGAACCAGUCCAGGUAGAUGGAUCAGCAUGGACAAGGGUGGGAGGCUGAGUGCUGGCAUAAAGGAGGGACAGCAGCAAGGUCUGUGUAGCCGGGAGGCAGUGAUAAAGACCUGGGGGCAGCUUAGGGUUAGAUGGGAGCCAUGGAGGAUUUAGGCAGAGGAGCGACACUUUCUGACUCAGACAUUCCCUAGACUACCCUAGAUCCUGUUGAAGGAGAUGUACGGGUGAGGGGGCUGGAUGGGGGGGGCAUCCAGGAGGCUUCUGCAACACCCUGGGUGAAUGAUAGCAGCAGCGGGUCUGAUACGUGGAUAGACACUGGAUAAAUUCUAAAAUUUAGCCAGCAGAGUUUCCAGAGAAUGGUGUAUGAGCCAAGGGAAGGAGACACUGUGAGGUGUUCCUCCUGGGCAGCUAAAAGUGAAGGGAGCAUCUUUACCCAAGAUGGAGAAGUUGUGAACGGAGGAGGACACAGAGGAAGAGAGGAGCUUGGUUUGGAUGGUUUCAGUUAGACAGAUGGAGAUGUGGGAAGGGCAGGUGGGUACCAGUAUCUGUGGGCUGGAGGACUGGCAGAGCUCUCAGUGACUGCCCCAUUUUGCAGGUGAGGAAAGUGAGGCUCCUGCAAGCAUUAAAAGGAGCAGCCAGGAUCCAACUUCGGUCUCUGAUUCCACAGCCCUGCUCUACUCACAGCAGUGGAUAGGAGGCUGCCGGCCAUUCUGCACAGCGGUGGAGGCUGAGAGGGGAGCCCAGCUAGCUGUUUGCUGGCCAGCUUUCUUGUCUUCAGGGCUGAGCCAGGAAGGAGCCUAUGCUUAGAACACAAGUGGCACAAGAGCCAAGUGGCCUGAGGCGCCAGCAGCCCCAGGAGUACAGCCGGCCUGGCCUGAGGCCGCCAUCCUCGCAGCAAGAGAGCAUUCGGUUAGCAUCGAUUGCUCAGAGAAGAGCAGCUGGCCAGGCUGGGGGCAGGAGAGAGAGGGCUGAAGGCCGGAGAGAGUGGCUACUCACAGAGCAGCCUGCAAAGCUUCACAGAGACCCACUGACCUGCCCAGGGGCCAUGAGGAAACUAGCCAUUGGGGAUGCCCCUACUUAGGGGUAGAGGGGCAGCCCCUUGGGUGCUAAGCUGGCUGCAGUGGCUGUCCUGACGAUUUGGAGCCUGAGAAAGCUGACCAGCCCGAUUUGAGGAUGCUCUACCCACUCCCGGCAUCAGGAGGCUGAAGCUAGAGUCCCAGCCUAAAGGCAGGGUAGCUUGGUGGGACCUGACCCGCUGCUGUGUUCUCCACCUGCGACCAGUCACUGAUGCUCUGGGCACCUCAUUUUCGCCUGUGCCAGUACUGCUACUGAGGGCUUCAGUUAAAGAUGUAUUCCAGCCUUAGAUCCUCCUCGUUAGUUCUCUUCCAACUUCUGGUGGCCAGGGUGCAGCAGACAGACCCUGCUGAUGCUGGUUCUGGUGCUAAGCUCUCCGACCACCCUGGUCCAGCUGAGCUGAGGUUACAGUCUUCCUUAGAGCUCUGCACCAUCAGCGGGAGUGGGAAGCACAGGCCCUUUCCCACCUCGGUGCGUUUGCACGUGCUAUUCUGCUGCCUAAUCUCGCCACCCAUCCCACCGGGUCUGGUCCCAUGGGACCGUGAGGAGUUGGCUGCUCAUGCUCAGCUUGGCAGGAGGAGUUUGGGGUUUGCCAACUGACCCGAGGCCACUGCUAGCUCCCUUGCUUGCAUGUCCUCUGAUGAACAGUGUGCUGAGGUCUGAGCAGAUUCCCCUCAGCUACGGCAGCAGAACAGAGCAGGACCCUUCUCAGCCCUAGUACAAAGGUCAAAUACUCUCUGGGAGGCUGAGGAAGGGCUGGUGUUACACAAGGGUGGGAAGCAGAGGCUCUCCUUAGGCCCCUCCCUUAAUCUUCGUUAUACACUUCCGGUACCUACCAGGGUAUUGCCACCCCUUAUGCAAAUGAGCCAUGACGCACAUUGCUAGACCCUUCCCACACUGGCUGCCAUGACUCUCCUAGGCUAGGGGCAAGUAUGAAUGGGAGAAGCAAUGACUGAGGCUGUAGGGCUGCUUGGGAGCUCACGUGCGUGGGAGGCCGGAGGCUUGGGAGUAGCGAAGCAGAACACAGUGAAGAGCAUCCCCUGGAGGGAAGGAAAGUGGAGCUGGGUCUUCUCCCUUCCGCCACCUCAAGUAGAAGGCAGCCCCGCCCAGGAGGGGCUUGAUGAGUCUGGCAGGAGAGGUGCAGGGCCCCUCCGCAGAGACUUGGAUUCCUGCUAAUUUGCAAUUUUAAAAUGCGCCGGCAAAGGCUCCAUCCUCAUUGUUGGUACAUUAAUCAGGCAAUCCGUGGGGCGGAGCUCCCAAGGGCCUCAUAGAGGGGGCAUAGAAGGCGCCAUGGUGAUGCAGUGCUUGCCUCCCUGGGAAGAAACCUGCUGGGUGACAAUCCUAGAAUUGGCACUUGCUUGCUCAGGCAAGGAGUCCAGAAGUAGCCAGGACUGACUGAGAGCUAGCUCAGGGUCCUGGAGUAAUGACAGUGACUGUUAAAGGCACGGAUGCAGAUUGGCCCAGCCCCUCAACACCCCCUCCCAUUAGAAGAGAUGAACGUUCUGGGAAGCUAACGUCCCUGGCAUGGACCCUGGCAUGUGGAAAAAUACUAAAGGACAGGGACCAGCUGUCCCAAGCCUGCAUCCUAUUAGCAUGCUUCCAGAAGAGUCCUUCACUGCAGGAAGUGACUGUCCUACAAGGUCCUUGUGGUCUCAUUGCCUUAGGCCUCCUAGUGCUGAUAGCCUAUUCUUCCUUGAGGGUGCUGUGUGGAAUUGCUGCUGUUGCUGCUGGCUGGAGAGCUACCUCUGAGUGGUGGUUGUCCUCGAGACUGUGUGUGCUACCCCUCGCCCAUGACUGUCAGUUGCCAGGCACACAACUUUGCCGCCAUCCCCGAGGGCAUCCCAGAGGACAGCGAGCGCAUCUUCCUGCAGAACAAUCACAUCACCUUCCUCCAGCAGGGCCACUUCAGCCCCGCCAUGGUCACCCUCUGGAUCUACUCCAACAACAUCACUUUCAUUGCUCCCAACACCUUUGAGGGCUUUGUGCAUCUGGAGGAGCUAGACCUUGGAGACAACCGGCAGCUUCGAACGCUGGCACCCGAGACCUUCCAAGGCCUGGUGAAGCUUCACGCCCUCUACCUCUACAAGUGCGGACUGAGCUCCCUGCCUGCGGGCAUCUUUGGUGGCCUGCACAGCCUGCAGUACCUCUACUUGCAGGACAACCAUAUUGAGUACCUCCAAGAUGACAUCUUUGUGGACCUGGUCAACCUCAGUCACUUGUUUCUCCAUGGCAACAAGCUAUGGAGCCUGGGCCAGGGCAUCUUCCGGGGCCUGGUGAACCUGGACCGGUUGCUGCUGCAUGAGAACCAGCUACAGUGGGUCCACCACAAGGCUUUCCAUGACCUCCACAGGCUAACCACCCUCUUUCUCUUCAACAAUAGCCUCACCGAGCUGCAGGGUGACUGCCUGGCCCCCCUGGUGGCCCUGGAGUUUCUUCGCCUCAAUGGGAAUGCUUGGGACUGUGGCUGCCGGGCACGGUCCCUGUGGGAAUGGCUGCGAAGGUUCCGUGGCUCCAGCUCUGUUGUCCCCUGCGCGACUCCAGAGCUGCGGCAAGGCCAGGACCUGAAGUCGCUGAGGGUUGAGGACUUCCGGAACUGCACUGGACCAGCGUCUCCUCACCAGAUCAAGUCUCACACGCUUAGCACCUCUGACAGGGCUGCCCGCAAGGAGCACCAUCCCUCCCACGGUGCCUCCAGGGACAAAGGCCACCCACAUGGCCAUCUGCCUGGCUCCAGGUCAGGUUCCAAGAAGCCAGGCAAGAACUGCACCAGCCACAGGAACCGAAACCAGAUCUCUAAGGGGAGCGCUGGGAAAGAGCUUCCUGAACUGCAGGACUAUGCCCCCGACUAUCAGCACAAGUUCAGCUUUGACAUCAUGCCCACUGCACGACCCAAGAGGAAGGGCAAGUGUGCCCGCAGGACCCCCAUCCGUGCCCCCAGUGGGGUGCAGCAGGCCUCCUCAGGCACGGCCCUCGGGGUCUCACUCCUGGCCUGGAUACUGGGGCUGGUGGUAUCUCUCCGCUGAGGACCCAGGGCACCGUCACCCAGCACUGCCACCUGUCCAGCAAGGAACAGAAUCUUUUCUUCUUUUCUUUUCUUUUCUCUAAGUGGAAGAUCUGCUGGGUUUCAGGAAAAGGCUGCUAAAACCUUCAGUCACAGUCUGGACCCUUCCUGGUGGAUUAUAAGCCCAACGUGUACAGCUGUAGACAGGAAGGGUAGCACAUCUUACCUGGCUGUCCUGACCGAGCACCUCCGGACAGUAUCCACUCCAGCACAGUGGUCAAAGGCACACCAAGUGAGUCGUUAGUGGUGUCAGGACAUGUGCCCCUUGAAGAAACUGGGCUCUGCGGAAUCCUGGUCACUUGGAAAGAAGGGCUGAAGGACCCUGCUGGUUUCGGAAGGAGCAGGACUCAGAACAAGGCUCACCCAGAGUCAGCUGGGGCAAACAGCAAUCUCAGAGCACUCUUGGCUCUUGCCUGAGAUCACUUAGUUAACUGGCCCUGUCCAAUCCUAUGCCUCCCUCAGUCCCUACCCAUGAGGGUAAUGCCUCUCAUUCCUGAAGUCUCAGGCAGUCCUGGCAGACUUGCUGGGGUUCAAGAACCAAUCACCAAAGGAGAGAUCGCCAGAGGAUGACAUAUAGAACUUUACUCGUAAUGAGAGUCACACAGAAGGUGCAGUUUUAUACCUAUGUCCACUUAUAUAUAUAUUCUCACUCUGACCACACAUCCACAUAAUAUAUAUAUAUAUAUUAUAAAUAUAUAAAUGCACAGGUCCCCCAACCCACUCCUUACCAAACUGUAUGUCUUAUCAUGUUUAUAAACUAUACGGGAACCUAUAUCUGUAUCGGUAAUUUCUAGCAAGAAAAAAGCUGUGGCAUUUUUGUUAUCUCAGCUGGCAACAAUAGUUCCUGGGCUUGCUGGGGCAAAGGUGUCUGUGAGAAGAGUCAGGAAGGAAGAGAAGCAGGGAGAAUCACUUCAGGGGACCAACAUUCUUAGAUACUUAGAACAUCACCUCGUUUUUAUAUGCAACACAUGCCUGUCUGGCACCCCGGAGCACCCCUACUGUAGAAGCUGCAGACGUUAGCGAGAGAAAUGGAUGUCAGAGUGCUGGAGGCAAGCUAGGUGGAGCUGGGGAAGAUGUUUCUGGGGUUUUCAAGCCAGCCAACAAGGCAGCAUCUACAGUGUUAGUCCAGUGGGUUGGAUGGACAAUGUCCUCCUAGCGUUUUGCCAGUAAUGGACUGUGCAGGCCAGGGAGGCUCUGAGCUCUGGCCUCAGGAGAGGUUUAGCUGCAGUUUUAACAUUUAGGCUCUUUGGCCCGUGACCUGCUGAGGGCCGUGAGUAGUCUGGCAGUGGGGAAAACUCUAGUGGCCUUAGCAGAUGAGGGGGUUUCAGCAGCCUUCUCAGGCACCCUGCAUCACUGCGGUUCUGUUCCUCUUGAUCAUCCUGGAUCACUUAGACAGGCAGAGGUCAGAGGGCCAGACUCAGGAGUCAGCCUGGAUAGGCAGCAUGCAGGCAAGCCCAGUCAGGGAAUAGGGGCUGUUGGCCCAAGGGUCUCUGGCAAACAGUCUCUUGAGACCUGAAUUCCCUACCAGAGAGGAUACGUGAGGAGUAAGAAAUGCUGAAUCCAAUUAAGAGAGAAAAAUAAUAAUAAAAAUUCUCUUGGACAAGAA
Molecule: messenger RNA, 6498 nt
Organism: Rattus norvegicus (Norway rat)
Lineage: Eukaryota; Metazoa; Chordata; Mammalia; Rodentia; Muridae
Gene: Rtn4rl1
Product: reticulon 4 receptor-like 1
Cellular component (GO): perikaryon; plasma membrane; membrane raft
Source: RefSeq, a predicted model, not a curated record